AUGGAAGCUACACUUAUACCUAAUCCUAAAGAUAAUAACGCAACAAUCCUAUUAAUGGGUUUGCGUAGAAGUGGGAAAUCAUCUAUUUGUAAAGUUGUUUUCCACAAUAUGCAACCUUAUGAUACAUUAUAUCUUGAAAGUACAUCUAAACCCAUUACUGAACAAUUUUCUUCUUUGAUUGAUUUAUCAGUUAUGGAAUUGCCAGGACAGUUGAAUUAUUUUGAACCAAAUUAUGAUUCAGAAAGAUUGUUUUCGUCAGUGGGGGCAUUGGUAUACGUCAUUGACUCACAAGAUGAGUAUUUAAACGCCAUAACCAAUUUACUGAUGAUUAUUGAUUAUGCCUAUAAAGUUAAUCCCAAGAUAAAUAUAGAGGUUUUAAUUCACAAGAUUGAUGGAUUGAGUGAAGAUUAUAGAAUAGAUGCACAAAGAGAUAUAAUGCAAAGAACUGGAGACGAAUUAUUGGAUUUGGGAGUUGAAGGAGUGGAAUUGAGUUUUUAUUUGACUUCUAUUUUCAAUCAUUCUAUAUAUGAGGCCUUUUCAAGAAUUGUACAAAAACUCGUCCCUGAAGUAUCAUCAUUAGAGAACAUGCUUGAUAAUUUGGUAGAACAUUCAUCGAUUGAUAAAGUGUUUUUAUUUGAUGUCAAUUCUAAAAUUUACGUUGCUACAGAUUCAUCACCAGUUGAUAUCCAAACAUACGAGGUUUGUGCAGAGUUUAUUGAUAUCACUAUAGACUUGGAUGAUUUAUAUGUUGAAAAUGAUAAGAAUAAAAAUAAUGAAAAUGGUGGCAUUGAUGGGAAACAAAAAGAAGUUAAAUCCAUAAGUCACUUGUCAAAUGGGUCAGUGCUAUAUUUGAAACAAAUGAUUCGUGGUUUGGCGUUGGUUGCAUUAAUAAGAAAUGACGACAACAAGGAAAUACAACAAGAUGAUGAUAACGCCAUUGGAAUCGCCGGACAGAACAUACAAAAUGCAGACGGUUCAGUCGUCGAUUCAAACCAAGAGAAAUCUCUAACUGUGAUUGAUUACAAUGUUAAUCUAUUUAAAAAGUCGUUAAUGAAGAUUUGGAAAAAUUCAAAAUUGACCAACACCAAUGUCAAUGUAUCACAACAACAGUCUAUAGAAUAA
Candida albicans SC5314 is the source of this 1122-nucleotide messenger RNA. RefSeq lists its product as uncharacterized. The transcript has a single exon. Gene Ontology annotation, cellular component: nucleus; Gtr1-Gtr2 GTPase complex; fungal-type vacuole membrane. The coding region runs from base 1 to 1122 and encodes 373 amino acids. Gene Ontology annotation, molecular function: GTPase activity; GTP binding. Gene Ontology annotation, biological process: regulation of autophagy; positive regulation of TOR signaling; cellular response to starvation. Lineage: Eukaryota; Fungi; Ascomycota; Pichiomycetes; Serinales; Debaryomycetaceae. The record is from RefSeq and is a predicted model, not a curated record.